Lodderomyces beijingensis is the source of this 510-nucleotide messenger RNA. NCBI's taxonomy places the organism in Eukaryota, Fungi, Ascomycota, Pichiomycetes, Serinales, Debaryomycetaceae. The record is from the annotation of a GenBank genome assembly.
AUGCUUGCGAAAUUUAGGAACCUCCAGCAACACAAUCAACGUACAAAGUCCUCCACACGCAGCAGCAGCAGCAAAAAAGCAUCAUCAUUUGACGACCCGAAGAACCCCUUUUCAGAUGACUUUUUGAUUGAAAGUGCGAAGAAGAAAAAGAAAAAGCCUUCGAAACAGAACAACUUGACGCGAUUUUUCAAAAAGGGAUUCAGAAGGUUGUGGCCGUUUCGUGCAGGGUCUAAACAGGUUGCAGGUACUCGAGCUGAAACGGCACCCGAGAGGGAAACUUUGCUCGAUUAUGAUAAUGUCCCGCCGGCGGGACAUGUCACUACAAGGUUGGCUAUGCCCGUGUUCCCACACCACUGUUUAGCUGACGCCAGAGACGAAGGGUACCGAGUCAACCAACGCUGCUUUUGCCUAUUCUCGGCAUGUUCCCAUAGGUCUUCAAUAAACUCCCUAUUUGAUGCCAACAACUCAAUGGAGGGUACUGGGAUCACAACCACCGAGUCUGUAGUUUAG